Molecule: messenger RNA, 975 nt
Organism: Plectropomus leopardus (leopard coralgrouper)
Lineage: Eukaryota; Metazoa; Chordata; Actinopteri; Perciformes; Serranidae
Source: RefSeq, a predicted model, not a curated record
CCCUGUGGACACAGCUACUGCAUGAACUGUAUUAAAGGUUUCUGGGAUGAAGAGGACGAGAAGAGGAUCUACAGCUGCCCUCAGUGUCGGCAGAGCUUCACCCCGAGGCCCGUCCUGCUGAAAAACACCAUGUUAGCAGCUUUGGUGGAGCAGCUGAAGAAGACUGAAGCUGCUCCUGCUGAUCUCUGCUACGCUGGAGAUGAAGAUGUGGCCUGUGAUGUCUGCACUGGGAGAAAACUGAAAGCUGACAAGUCCUGUCUGCAGUGUCUGGCCUCUUUCUGUGAGAAACACCUCCAGCCUCAUUAUCAAUCAGACACAUUUAAGAAACACCAGCUGGUGGAGCCCUCCAAGAAGCUGCAGGAGAACAUCUGCUCUCGUCACGAAGAGGUGAUGAAGAUGUUCUGCCGCACCGAUCAGCAGUGUAUCUGUUAUCUCUGCUCCGUGGACCAACAUAAAGGCCACGACACAGUGUCAGCUGCAGCAGAGAGAGACGAGAAACAGAGAGAGCUCGAGGGGAGUCGACUAAACAUCCAGCAGAGAAUCCAGGACAGACAGAAAGACGUGAAGCUGCUGCAGCAGGAGGUGGAGGACAUCAACGCCUCCGCUGAUAAAGCAGUGGAGGACAGCGAGAGGAUCUUCACCCAGCUGAUCCGUCUCCUGGAGAAAAGCCGCUCCGACGUGAAGCAGCAGCUCAGAUCGCAGCAGCAAACUGAAGUGAGUCGAGUCAGAGAGCUCGAGGAGGAGCUGCAGCAGGAGAUCAGCGAGCUGCAGAGGAGAGACGCUGAGCUGGAGCAGCUCUCACACACAGACCAUCACACCCAGUUUCUACGCAGCUACACCUCACUGUCAGCACUCAGCGAGUCCACACAGUCAUCCAGCAUCAUCGUCCGUCCUCUGAGGUACUUUGAGGACGUGACAGCAGCUGUGUCAGAAGCCAGAGAUAAACUACAGGACGUUCUGAAGGAGACAUGGACA